UCAGUGUCUGUUGAUAGACAUGUUCGAUGGACAGGUAUGUUGACCAUACCACAGGUUAAACCUGUGACUCAUGGACAUGGACCUGAAGGCAUGUCCAUGUCCUCAGACCUGCUGAAUCCAUCUCAACAAUAUGCCGUGUGUUUUCAUGUGUUUCCGCCUUCGAUCAUAGUCUCUUCAGUGAAAUAAAGUGUGAAAAAUAUGGAGGGUGGGUGGAACCACCCACUUCAAAACAACAACCCAAGUCCACUCGGCCAUCUGCUCGCACCACCACCAUCACUACCACCCUGCUCUGCAGAGGAACCAACGCCGAGCCCUAGAACAAAUCAUCCGGUGUCAAAACCAGAGUCCAACGCCUCAAUCCGUCCACAAGAAAGGGACAGUCCACGGCACCAUCCAUACAGAGGUCCACGUCAAGUCAGCACUAAGGUCCAUGAUGGCAUCCACGGUGGAACCACCAACAGAUGUUUGACAGAUUAGUCGAUGACUUUACGGUUGAAUGUUUUUGUUCGUCUGUUACAGACACUGAUUGUGUUUUUGGUCACAUGAAGAGGUGGGGCUUGGAUUUAUAUUAACUGUUGUCUACAAUAAUAAUAAAUGAGCCAACAGACAAUAUUGGAUCCAGGUCCAGGUCCAUGUCCAUAAACAGGCUGUUGGUUCAUGUACAGGAUGGACCAACGUGAACUCAGGUCUGAAUCAUAAACACAUGCGUCAGUGUUUUCCCCUCAUGUAUUUCUUCUUUUUCUUUUUCUUUUCAGUCUCGUUACUUGUUUAAGGAUCUAUGAAAACCCUUGGAGUCCACAGAACAGGGACUUUGAUGACAGGUUGACGGCAGCAGCAGUGACCCAGGCUUGACCAUGCGGCUGAUCUGGAAAUCUGUGGAUAAGAUGAGGUGUUUGAGGAAACGACACAUGUUCCAGUUCCUCGGGGUCUUCAUCACCUUCCUGCUCUUCUUCAACCUUUACAUGGACGAUGGAUAUGUUCUGGAGGCGAAGAAGCGACAGCUGGGAGAGUCUGUGAUGCAUCCGAUAAACUCUGACCGAUACGUCCACACAUUCACUGAUCUGUCCAACAUCUCCGGGACCAUUAACGUCACAUACCGGUACCUGGCAGGAUUUCCUUUGCCACGUAAAAAGUUUCUCACCAUUGGACUUUCUUCUGUCAAGAGGAAAAAGGGGAAUUAUCUUCUAGACACGAUCAAAUCCAUCUUUGAUCAGUCCAGUUAUGAGGAGCUCAAAGAGCUUGUAGUUGUGGUCCACCUGGCGGACUUUGACCUGGUCUGGUGUGAGAACCUGGUCCAGGAGAUCAUCAGGAAGUUUGCCCACCACGUCAUUGCUGGACGCCUUUUGGUGAUCCAGGCUCCAGAAGAAUACUACCCGUCUCUGGACGGCCUGAAGAGGAACUACAAUGACCCAGAGGACCGGGUCCGGUUCCGGUCGAAACAGAACGUGGACUACGCCUUCCUCCUGAACUUCUGCACCAACCUGUCUCAUUUCUACAUGAUGUUGGAGGACGACGUACGCUGCUCCAAGAACUUCCUGACAUCACUGAAGAAGGUGAUCACCUCCAGAGAGGGAUCCUACUGGGUGAUGCUGGAGUUCUCCAAGCUCGGAUACAUCGGGAAGUUGUACCAGUCCAGAGACCUGCCUCGUCUGGCUCACUUCCUGCUCAUGUUCUACCAGGAGAUGCCAUGCGAUUGGCUCCUGAUCCACUUCCGAGGUCUGCUGGCCCAGAAGGACGCAAUCCGCUUCAAGCCGUCACUGUUCCAGCACACAGGCUACUACUCCUCCUACAGAGGAGCCGAGAACAAACUCAAGGAUGACGACUUUGAGGAAGACUCCGUAGACAUUCCGGACAACCCUCCGGCAACUCUUUACACAAACAUUAAUGUCUUUGAGAACUAUGAUGCCGCCAAGGCCUACAGCAGCAUCACCGACGAAUACUUCUGGGGAAAACCUCCAUGCACCGGAGACUUCUUUGUCAUAAUUUUUCACAGAUCAACCAAAAUCAGCCGGAUUAAGAUUGUAACGGGGACGGAGGAUCGGCAGACCGAUGUCCUCCACCACGGAGCUCUGGAGGUUGGACAGAAGUUCAUGGAGACCAAACAGGGGAGACAGUGCACGUCCUACAUCACAUUAGGAGAGUUCAAAGGAGGCAGCAUUGAGGUCAACAAUGUGGACCACAAGAUUGGCUUUGAUAUCGAAUGUGUGCGAAUAGUCGUCAGUGCUGGUCAGAAGGAGUGGAUAAUCAUCAGAACCAUCAGUUUAUGGACAACACAGUACAUAACACCACUAAAAAAGUAACACCCUCGUCCAGAUCAACACGGUGAACCAUAGAGACGUUCAGGACUCAGUAACCCAGUCAAAAAGUAAAUGUUACUCUUGGACAUUUCUGCAAAACCACAGAUAUUUAUGUGUUUUCAUUGUUUUAAUAUGAUCUGUCAUUUGUUUUCCCUUUCCUUCAUAGACUGAGGGUCUGUUUUUAGGUUUAGGUGAUUCAACUGCUGUGGUGAAAGUUUGGAAAAGUUGAAAAUCCUGGUUUUGUUUAACUCAAAAAAUGAUAUGGUCUAAUAUGAGAGAAGUAAAAACACCCAAAGUGCCAUUUUAAGUGUUUUAAAUGGAAUUAAAUCAUGCAAAGGGGUGGUUUAUGGGAAUCUUUAAACCGUCCGUAUGUUUAAUGUCAUUACUGACAGUCUUCAGCAGCUCAUGGUUCUUCUACCUUCGUCAUUUGUCCAUGUUUUAAUGUUUUAUUCCUCAGUGUCCAGAUGAUGGACGGUGGAUUUACUAAACCUACACUAGUUCACAGUCUGACUCCUAUACAUUUAGACUGUAAAAGUGUUUGGUUCAGGUUAAGAAAAGAUCACGGCUUAGUCAAAAUAUCUACAAAUGCAUGAUGAAACUUUCUUCUUUUCUGUAACUGUUUGAUCUUGAGGCUUGACUCGUCAUCUUGGUCGUUAUCAUCUUGGGUUUUUGGCACCAGAAGAGUCUUACAUUUUUUUAUCUGAAUCAUAGUCUGGUUUGAUUUGACACCAGUGACCCAAACCCUUGGACCAAUAGUUUGCAGGAAUGUACCAAGACAACAUUUUACUGUGACUGAGUUGAUGCCGUUUCAACUCAAAAACAUCUAUAUUUUCUUGGGUUGUUUGUAGACCUGCUGUGAUUUCCUCCUUCCUUGUUGGAGGCUUUAUACUUGGUUUUCCUAAACAAAUGAUCCGUAUAUAAAAUAGUUCAUACUUGA
Messenger RNA from Sphaeramia orbicularis (orbiculate cardinalfish), 3234 nucleotides. RefSeq names its product alpha-1,3-mannosyl-glycoprotein 4-beta-N-acetylglucosaminyltransferase C-like. The transcript is spliced from 4 exons. Gene Ontology annotation, molecular function: acetylglucosaminyltransferase activity. Bases 855 to 2300 code for a protein of 481 amino acids. Lineage: Eukaryota; Metazoa; Chordata; Actinopteri; Kurtiformes; Apogonidae. Gene Ontology annotation, biological process: protein N-linked glycosylation. The record is from RefSeq and is a predicted model, not a curated record.